AUGUCGAUAUCACCUCCCCCAUCAUCGUCGAGAUGGGCGGAGAAUGACGGGGAGAAUGUCGCUGCUCGACAUAGUGGUGCCCGAGAACCGGAUGGACGCAGGGAAUUAAAGAUGAGCACUGUUGGAGCUGGUGAUGUUGCUGCAGGACAGCAGACCUCCUUUCCACCAGGAGACUACCAAGUCGACGAGAACCUCUUCUACUCAGCACCCAGCGAACCGCUCGACGGCACAGCAUCUGCCAACGCCCCGGACAGCCCGCAAGAAGCCGCAGCCUACGAAGAGCCGGCACCAGAAGACCUGCUCCCACCUCCCGACUUCAAGCCCUUCUUUACCGUGAUCGAAGAUCCUGACACUGGCGAGCAUGUGCAUCCGACGGUGCACUACAUCUUCUCCGACGACGAUCCCGAAAUCUUGACUUCGGCUGCGUUGGAUUGUAUUGAUCAACACCAAGACGGUACGCAGCAGGCGGAGGAGGAAGAGGAGCGCUAUGUGAUUGUCGAUAUGGCUGCGGAUGGGAAGACAGCAGCUUCAACCACAUCGCUGAGUCCACAUUGGCAGGCCGUCACGACGGCCGUUACGCAGGCGCCGAGCUGGGGGAAUGAUGCAGUGCAGGCUGAUAGGAGGCUGAUGUUGAAGGUUUCUGGGCAGGAGAUGCAGACAUAUCACGGGAAGAGCUCUAAGCAACGGAAGACUUCGAAAGAUAUCGACGCGCUGGUUAAGACCUUCAGUGACCGGCUAGAUGGCUUGGACAAGGUGGUUGGAAGGUGGGAGGAUAUGCCUGAUGACUACCUCACGACUUAA
Saxophila tyrrhenica is the source of this 801-nucleotide messenger RNA. RefSeq lists its product as uncharacterized. The record is from RefSeq and is a predicted model, not a curated record. Bases 1 to 801 code for a protein of 266 amino acids. The transcript has 2 exons. NCBI's taxonomy places the organism in Eukaryota, Fungi, Ascomycota, Dothideomycetes, Mycosphaerellales, Extremaceae.